GGAGCGUUCAUUCUGCCUCGCUUGUUUUCAGGCUGGUCUGGAAUGUUGACUCACUCCAUCUCUCCGGCACAUCGGGAAGCGGGCACAUGGCACCAGGAAGCUCUCAUCAUCAUUGCAUCAGGGAGACAGGUAUUGACUGAGCACUGAGCAGUCCAGAUAUUGAUUCAAAGCACAGCCUCAGCCUCUCUGGUGUCUGUGUGUGUGUGUCUGUGUGUUUCUCCCACCGGGGCGGCUGGUUACGUCCUUCUGGUUCAUUGCAUUUAAUCGGAUUCCCUGAGCUGCAGAGCAGAGGCAGAGAAUCAGCUCAAAAAUCCAUCUCCCUCCCUCGACAAUGUUCACUUCAAAAUCCAACACGGUGUCUCCUUCGCCAUCGAUGGAACCUGCCGAUUCGGAUGCCUUGGAUAUCAGCACCAAAGUGCAGCUGUAUGGAGUGCUCUGGAAGAGACCCUUUGGGAGACCCUCAGCCAAGUGGUCCAGGAGGUUCUUUAUCAUCAAGGAGAGUUUUCUGCUUUACUAUGCUGAGAAUGAAAAGAAGAACUUUGAAAACAAUCGCUACUUUAAUAUCCACCCUAAAGGUGUCAUACCUCUGGGUGGCUGCAUCGUUGAAGCUAAAGAAGAGCCAAACAUGCCUUAUGCAAUGAAAAUCUCCCAUGAGGACUUCCACGGUACCAUUGUCCUGGCAGCAGAAUCAGAAUACGAACAAGCCCAGUGGCUGGAAAUGCUACAGGAGUCCGGGAAAGUGACCUGGAGAAAUGCUCAGCUGGGAGAAGCCAUGAUUGAGAGCCUCGAAGCCCAGGGACUCCAGCUGGCCAAGGAGAAACAGGAGUAUUUAGAUAAACUGAUGGAAGAGACGGAAGAGCUGUGUCUACAGAGGGAGCAGAGAGAGGCUUUGGAGCACCUCAACCAAGUACUGGAGGCAGAGAAGCAGCAGUUUGAGGAAGUGGUGCAAGAUCUGCGAGUGGAGCAAGAGCAGAUUAAACGGGAGCUGGAGAUGACUGCCCAGUCCCUCAAAGGAGUGGAGGAGGAAAAGAAAGGACUUCGAAACCUGACAGAGACAUUGCAGAAGACCCUGGAAGCGCUCUCCCUGGAAAAGCAACGGACUCUGGAAAUGCUGGAAGAGAACCAGAGCGAGUUGCAGCCCCCAACCAGCCCUAGCUGUGAGCAAUCUGAUGCUGCCGGGGGUCUGCAGAGCAGCUUGCACCAGAUCGAGGAGAAAAUGCACCAGCUGCUGGAGGAGAAACUCCUGGCUGAGAAAAGGAUGAAGGAGAAUGAAGAACGCUCCCGAGCUCUAGAGGAAGAGAGGGAGUUCUACUCUUCCCAGUCACAGGCCUUGCAGAAUUCGCUCUCGGAGCUGACCGCUGAGAAGCAGCAAACCGAGCGAGAUCUCAAGGCAGAGGUGAAGGUUCGCAUGGACCUGGAGAAGCGUUUACAGGAGGCUGAGGAGGCCCUGCAGAGCCUGGAGCAAGGCCUGAACUGCAAGCACCGUAACAAAGAGAAGGAGGAAAAAAUGAAAGCCGACGUCAGCAAUCUGAAAAAAUUCUUUGAAGAGUGCAUCCGAAACGCUGAAUUGGAAGCCAAGAUGCCCGUGAUCAUGAAGAACUCUGUGUACCUCCACAAGGCGGCCACUCGCAGGAUAAAAAGCUGCCGUUUCCAUCGCAGGAGAUCCAGCAACUCCUGGCUUGACUUGCGGCAGUCCCAGUCGUUCAUGUAUUCGGAGGCUGAGAGCAUAGAAGACCUGAAGCAAGCGGCCAAGAGGCUGACUCAGGACCAGCACUUCCGGGAGACCAUCUAUCAGAUCAUGAUAUCGCGCCAGAGCUCCUCCUCAGGCAACAAAAAGUGAACUUUUGCUCCUUCUCUUGGAAGGGAGAGUCCGAACUCAGCUUGCCACCAUUCCACUCGGCCAAAAACCAAAUUGUUGCGAUGAGGAGGCGGAAUUGAGAUGCCCGCUUGCAGUGCGCUCUUUCUGAGGGAAUGAUGGGCGGUGACUAGAACACUCUCCAUUGGUGGAGGUUGUGGUUUGCCACCAUUCCUGAGGGGAGAGGAGCCAUUUUGCCAAGCAUGUUAUGACUUUUCUGCCAGCUGCCCCGUCCCAUCAGCUGAGACUCCCAGUUAGAUGUGCUUUGUCAAUACUCCAUAGUUUGCCUCAAAUCAAAACCACAGCUUACUCUUAAAGAAUGUUUGGCCAAACCUUUCAGACUAGGGGACUAGUUUGACCUGCAAUUACACAAUAGGAGAGUCUUUUUUUCAAUGUGGUGAGAGGAAUGAUAUUCCUAUUCUGCUUCCUUGGGUUUCUGGUUGAAUAUGCAAGUAUGACUAAAACGCUCCUCAGCUUAUGUGCAGGCAGUUCCCCUAAGCAUAGGGUGGCCACUUAGGAGACAGUAUUUAUUCCGCUUUGGCUGCAAAAACUACAUGCUUCUCGUAUACCAUUUUUGUGCUUCCCACUUCCUCAGAGUGGCAGGACGUUUCAAGGGCAGUCUUCCACAGAGUUGGUUCUCAUGCACGGCAAGAGGUCUGAGGACUUAACAGGCUUUUUAUGGGGUUUGUUUACAAAUUCACAAGCAGGCCAGGGUGGCGGCGGCAGAUAGAUAGCGCUACACUUUUGAAGCUCUUUAAAACAAUAGGUUACCUUUGUAGCUUUCCCAAGGCUGCUUCUUGCUAGCCAGCGGCAAAAUUUACGUCGUCUUAUUUAUUGCCCAAAUUCAGGUGGCUCCCUCCCCUCCUGGCUUUCCUCAAUAAGCACACAAUAUUAGCAUCUGAAACACACUCUGCUGUCAGUGAGGCCUGCACAUCCCAGCACCUUGGAGUAGCCACUAGCUAUCAGGCAAGUCAGCCUAGGCAGAUGGUUGUAACGUGACUUUGCCCUUUCAUAAAUCUCUUUUCAUAAUGUUGUGCUGCUAA
Molecule: messenger RNA, 2898 nt
Organism: Podarcis muralis (Common wall lizard)
Lineage: Eukaryota; Metazoa; Chordata; Lepidosauria; Squamata; Lacertidae
Gene: PLEKHD1
Product: pleckstrin homology and coiled-coil domain containing D1
Source: RefSeq, a predicted model, not a curated record